AUGGGGAAGAAAGCUUUUAUUCAGAACCUCAUCUCCAUGCCCUCCAGCCAGUGGAGGCAGCAGCAUCAGCUCUUUUCACUGUGUGGCCGUGCCCCCGGUGCUCAGGAUGGAAGCACACUGCAGUUCCAUAGAGACCGAUGGAGUCUACAGGUGAGGAAAAAUGGAGUCACAUCACCUCAGGAGUUUCCUUGUGCUCUCAGGAUCUGUUAUGAGACGAAACCAGCAGGAGGUUCAGUGCGGUGGACCAAAGAUCAGGACAACAGGGUGUGUGUUUACACCGCCGGUUCUCCCAUCAACAACCGAGCCCUCUUCCCCUGCCAGGAGCCGCCUGUUGCCAUGUCAACAUGGCAGGCAACAGUACGGGCCCCCAGUGAGUGCGUGGUUUUGAUGAGUGGGGAGGAGCAGGCAGUACCUGCUGAAGACGGGGACACACUUUGA
This is a messenger RNA of Pundamilia nyererei, 438 nucleotides long. RefSeq names its product aminopeptidase O-like. The record is from RefSeq and is a predicted model, not a curated record. Gene Ontology annotation, molecular function: metalloaminopeptidase activity. Bases 1 to 438 code for a protein of 145 amino acids. NCBI's taxonomy places the organism in Eukaryota, Metazoa, Chordata, Actinopteri, Cichliformes, Cichlidae. The transcript has 4 exons. Gene Ontology annotation, cellular component: nucleolus.